Molecule: messenger RNA, 3144 nt
Organism: Dalotia coriaria
Lineage: Eukaryota; Metazoa; Arthropoda; Insecta; Coleoptera; Staphylinidae
Gene: Tps1
Product: Trehalose-6-phosphate synthase 1
Exons: 8
Coding region: 334-2832 (832 amino acids)
Biological process (GO): trehalose biosynthetic process
Cellular component (GO): cytosol; alpha,alpha-trehalose-phosphate synthase complex (UDP-forming)
Molecular function (GO): trehalose-phosphatase activity
Source: RefSeq, a predicted model, not a curated record
AGUUAUUCGAGUAGCGAGUGCGUUGUCCACCAGCAAACCACGCAAUAUCUACUACACUUGAUAAAAAAUGCGACAAAUUUUGUUGCGCAUCAGUUUCAGUUGAACUAAAAGUGUAUCAUCAAAACAUAUUCAUCGUGCGUCAAAAUUAACUCCUCGCACUGUCCGGGUCUGAAUGGUAAUAAGCGUCGUUACUAAAUCGCUUCCCCCACCGCACCACGCCGCAUCGGUAAUUAGAGAUUUCCUCUCAAUAAAUCACCGCGUCGCAACGUGAUCGCACGUGGAGACUUGUCAAGGCUUUUCUCACCCAAGUUUUCCAUCGCCAGAGGCAGUAACAUGGAAGGACAUCAUGUCGAAGGACUCUUUGGCAGACGCUAUCCGCGGAAUCCUUCGUUUACCAGCUUUGAAAAUGUGGUCACCUCCUCGGAUAGCAUGAUUGUGGUUUCCAAUCGGCUGCCAUUCGUUUUAGAGAGGAAUAAGGACGGAGACCUUUGUAGAAAAGCCAGCGCUGGUGGUCUGGUAACCGCAGUCGCCCCAGUUGUAGUCAACUGUAAUGGUCUCUGGGUUGGAUGGCCGGGAGUCCACUUAGAUGAUCCCAAUGAACCUAUUCCAGAAUCAGAUCCUCAGGAUAUCACACCAACAGCUGGUCUUAAAUCUGAUAAGGUCGUUUCAGUUCGUAUUGACCCGAAAGUCUUUGACUCCUACUACAAUGGUUGCUGUAACGCCACAUUCUGGCCCCUAUUCCAUUCAAUGCCCGACCGGGCCACCUUCAAUACCCAUCAUUGGAAGGAUUACAUCACAGCAAACAAAGAGUUUGCCAACUGUACCAUGACCGCUCUCAGGCGACUGAAGAAAGAAACUCAGAAACAAAAUGGAACCACUAAUAAUCUCACAGGUCCCAAUGAUGCGCCACUCAUCUGGAUCCAUGAUUACCAUCUCAUGUUAGCCGCCAACUGGAUUAGACAGGCAGCUGAAGAGGAGGGCAUCGCAUGUAAAUUAGGUUUCUUCCUGCACAUUCCCUUCCCUCCCUGGGACAUCUUCAGAUUGUUCCCCUGGUCGGAUGAGAUUCUACAGGGAAUGUUAGGCUGUGAUAUGGUGGCCUUCCACAUCACGGACUAUUGUCUCAACUUUGUGGACUGUUGCCAACGAAAUUUGGGAUGUCGUGUUGACAGAAAGAACCUCCUAGUUGAACAUGGUGGUAGGACUGUUAGGGUACGACCACUUCCAAUUGGUAUUCCCUUUGAAAGGUUUGUGGAGUUGGCUGAGAAAGCUCCCAAGGUGCUCUCUACGACGCAGAAGAUUAUUUUAGGUGUGGAUAGAUUAGACUAUACCAAAGGACUGGUAAACAGAUUGUUAGCAUUCGAAAAGUUGCUGGAGAAACACCCGGAACACAAAGAGAAAAUUUCUCUGCUUCAAAUUGCGGUGCCAUCUCGUACUGACGUUAAGGAAUACCAAGAAUUGAAGGAAGAAAUUGAUCAACUUGUGGGACGUAUAAACGGUCGUUUCACCACGGCAAAUUGGUCACCAAUCAGAUAUAUCUACGGGUGUGUAAGUCAGAAUGACCUAGCUGCUUUCUAUCGCGAAGCAGCUGUUGGUUUGGUUACACCCUUAAGAGAUGGAAUGAAUCUAGUCGCAAAAGAGUUUGUCGCUUGCCAAAUCAACACUCCACCAGGUGUAUUGAUAGUAUCCCCAUUUGCGGGUGCAGGUGAAACCAUGCAUGAAGCAUUAAUCUGCAACCCAUACGAGAUUGAUGGUGCAGCUGAGACCAUCCAUCGUGCACUAACCAUGCCGGAAGACGAGAGAAUUCUUCGCAUGAAUUAUCUCAGGCGUCGUGAGAAGAUCAACGAUGUAAAUUACUGGACGAGGAGUUUCUUAUCAGCAAUGGGAUCUUUGAUUGCACAAGCAGAUCAUGACGACAUCGGGGCAAUUACAAUGCCCGCAGUGACCUUAGAUGACUUUGAUGAAUAUCUUGCGAAAUAUAUUGGCAACUCACACAAAUUGGCACUCUUACUGGAUUAUGAUGGAACUCUGGCACCUAUUGCUCCGCAUCCAGACUUGGCUGUCAUACCAGCAGAGACUAAACACAUUCUUCAAAGGUUGUCAAAUAUCUCAGAUGUGUAUAUCGCUGUUAUCUCCGGUCGUAAUGUGAAUAAUGUUAAGGAAAUGGUUGGAAUUGAAGGUAUAACUUAUGCAGGUAGUCAUGGUCUUGAGAUCUUACACCCUGAUGGUACCAAGUUCGUGCAUCCAAUGCCCACGAAGUACCAAGGUAAAGUAGGGGAACUUUUAAAGAACUUACAGAAAGAAGUCUGUAAAGAUGGCGCUUGGGUAGAAAACAAAGGAGCUUUGUUAACAUUCCACUUCAGGGAGACACCCGCUCAUCUUCGGGAACCCUUAACGACCAGAGCGACCAAACUCAUAGAAGAUGCUGGUUUCAGAGCAGCGUCAGCACAUUGUGCCAUUGAAGCGAAACCACCAGUACAAUGGAACAAAGGUAGAGCUUCAAUUUAUAUUCUAAGGACUGCAUUCGGUGUGGAUUGGAGUGAACGCAUCAGAAUAAUCUACGCAGGCGAUGAUGCUACUGAUGAAGAUGCUAUGCAGGCUUUGAAGGGUAUGGCAGCUACAUUUAGAGUAACCUCUUCACAAAUUACCAAAACCUACGCCGAGAGACGUCUUCCCUCGACGGAUUCCGUCCUAACCCUUUUACGUUGGGUGGAACGUCACCUCAGCAGACGCAAACCCAGCUUGGACGCUGGUUACCGAAGGGGCUCCCGUUCCAAACAGGGCCAAGGCGCCGUCCAGAUGGAAAUGUCCUAUUUAGUUAAAGAAAAGCACUAGCCUUUUCUUAUUUUUAUGCGUAAAAUAAAAUGGAAGUAUCCGGGCAUCAAAGAUGCAAGUCUUAUAUACUCGCCGUUUUCGAUUAGAAAUUUCAUGUAAUUUUGUUGGAUUGAGGAGAAACAAUGCAGUUAUGCAUUUCUGUGCCAUUUUGUGAAUGAAAUUUAUGUAAAUUUUUACAAAUAACAGUAAGUAAUAUAAGUUAUUACGUGAAUUAAAAUAAAGAAACAUAGUUUUUAGUGUAGUUUUAGUUUUUUUUUCUAAAGUUUAUUGUUUUGUAUUUCACAUGUGAAAAUAAAUGCAAUAAAUUUGAAA